CCGCAGGGCCGAGGAUGCCCAGUCACACGAUGCCCACUCAGGGCUCGUCUUGGCCCGUCCACACAGCCAUAGAACCCUGAAGAUCAAGGCAGAUCAUCCACAGUGUCUGCCCAGAACCGGCUUAUCUGAGGCCUCUUCCACACAGCUGUAUAAAGUCCCACACUGUCUACUUUGAUCUGGGUUAUAUGACAGUGUGGAUUCAGCCCCCUUCCACAUAGCUGAAUAAAAUUCCACAUUAUCUGCUUUGAACUAGGUUAUAUGGCAGUGUGAACUCAGGCCUCUUCCACACAGCCAUAUAACCCAGAAUAUCAAGGCGGAACAAUCCCACAAUAUCUGCUUUGAACUCGGUUUUCUGAGGACUCUUCCAGAUAGACCCCAGUUUCCCAGGAUCAGAUCCCAGACCCGGGAAUGCCCCAGCCACAAAGCGCCCAUUCAGGACUCGCCUUGGCCUGUCCACUCAGCCUUAGAAUAAACAAUAUCAAGGCAGAACACCAACAGUAUCGGCCUUGGACCGGGUUACCUGGAGGUCUGUCCAAACAACUAAAUAAAAUCCUACAUUAUCAACUUUGAACUGAGUUAUAUGGCAGUGUGGACUCAGAUAACCCAGGGCCCUUCCACACAGCCAUAUAACCCAGAAUGUCAUGGCAGAAUAACUCACAAUAUCUGCUUUGAACUGGAAUAUCUUGAGUCCACACUGCCAUAUAUCCCAGUUCAAAGCUGAUAAUGUGGGAUUUUAUUCAACUGUGUGGAAGGGGCCCCAGUUCAAAGCAGAUAUUGUGGGAUUUUCUGCCUUGAUAUUCUGGGUUACAUGGCUGUGUGGAAGGGCCCUGAGUCCACACUGCCAUAUAAUCCUGUUCAAUGUGGAUUUUUUACAGCUGUGUAGAAGGGACCCUUCACACGCUUUUGUGGGCAUUUGUUCCACAGUUUCAGGCAAGUUUUGAACUGCUUUAAGUGGUCGAUGUAGACAGGGCCUCGCUCUUCAGUGGCUUGGUAGCACAUUAGAGACCGAUUCCUCAUCUACGUUGGCUUUGGAGAAAGUGCAGAUUAUACUAGAUAGGAAACCCUGGGAGUGGAAUGGUGAUAACGCAAACUGCAGAAAGCUGAAGCGACCGAACCCAAAGGGUGCUUAGCCUCACCAACUGUUCCUCUUCACCCUGGAAAGAAGUGACUAGUGAAGUGCCAUGCAUAGAAUAGAACAGCUUUAUUUGUCAUUGUGAUAUUGCACAGCGAAAUUACGUGCUUUCCCCGCCGCACACACCACAUAACAACACAUCCAUCCCUCCAAACACACCCCACCACCACCACAGUCCCCAAUGCCAAACCACAGAGUUCAACAUAACCACAGCUCUAGGAUAAAAACUAUCCUUUAAUCUGUUUGUCCCUGUCUUUGUCACCCUGUACCAUUUAGGGUACCUUAUUAGUAUUUAAAACAAUUCAGUUAGAUCCAUAAUAACAUAAAAAAAAACCACAGCCGCCCCUUGUCCAUCUGAGCAUCCUAAUAUUUAGCCUUUCAGGAGGGAAUGGCUCCCACACACUCUUUGGGAAUUUGUAGCACUGUAGAGACCGAAGCCCUAUCUACAUUGACCAUUUAGUGCAGUUUGAGGUUGGCAGCUAGAUCAGACAAACUCCCACAAAAGAGGGUAAAAGAAAGCCCUUAAUGUUCAUUGAUACUCUGGACCUCAAACUGGCAAUAAUCUGCACAUGUUUCUUCGGUACCAGUUUGAAAUUGUUAUUAAAUGGUUAGUGUAGAUGGGGCUUGAGAGAAAGAAGUUGGUAGUGUGAGCUUUGGUCCACAAUUUCUUGCAAGUUGGUCAUUUACCUCAAUUUUCUGCUAGAUCUCAAGAAUAUUAAAUGGUUCAGAAAAAUCAAAGGUUGCCUUAAAAAUAGUCUGGGUUGAACAGAGUAAAAAGUUCAAUGUGGUGCUUUUAUUUGCGAGAAUUAGCCGUAAGGUAACAGUGUCUUUUUGAUGACAAACCAUUCUGUCGAGUUAGUGAAAUUAGUCAUCCACUGGAGUGGAAUUUGUGUUUUGUUUUGUUAGCAAUUUCUCCUAACUGGCUAGGAGCAUAUAAAGAUGAUGAUUUGCACAGUGAAGUCGAUUGGUUUAUUCCCAUGCUCAGGUUUGCUUGUUUUCUUUCUCCCUUUUCCUAAUAUUGAAGCAGCUGCUAAGUUUUGAAAAGUUUUCUGAAAAGUAAUUUGCUGGUGUCCUUUUUUCCUUUUUGUGUAGAGCUUGCUCAAGUCAGUGCUGGUGAAAUGAAAUUUGAUUUAUUUUUAAUGUGUUGACAUUAAUACAAGAGCAUAGCUGGUUAGGACCUACUUCUGUUUGAUUAAGGAGUUUUUUACACUCCAGUGUUGAAAGUGCUGUUAUCCCGCUUCAGCUAUGGUUUCCUCUUAUGGAAUUCUGGGGUUUGUAGUUUUAGUCAGGCCCAAAACCUCUUUGGCUGAAAAUUUGAAAGGUAUCUCCCUUAACUGCAAAUCCCAUGAUCCCACAGGAGGCAGCCAUAGCAGUUAUAGUGUACUGUGAUGAUCUCCUUAGUUAUGUCAACUUGAAAAUACUCACCAGUGCGAUUGAGGAGCACCAGCAGACACAUCUUGUAUAGGUGAACCUUCUGUCAGCAGUGUAUCAUAGUGAUGAUAUAAUUGAUCCAGGGUUUUUAAAAAAACUAAUUUCAAGGACUGUGAAACUGUUUCAAAUUAGCUGCUCUCUUAUGACAUUGGCAACUGUUUCAAAUCAGUAAUACCUCUUUGGAAUCAUCUUUUAAUCAGUUGGAUAAUUUUGGCUUGCAAGGAGCAUCCUUUUUUUUUUUAGGCUCAAGUGUUCCGCAAGUUAUAGCAAUUGUGGGUCAAGUCCAUUACUGACCGAAGAUGUCUCAGGAAUCCAUGGUGGUAUGACAUUUUAGAAGUGAAUGUCUGUCCGAAAAUAGUUGCUUUACUUCUUUCCAGUAUAAUAGGGAUUUAUUUUUGAGACUUGGGUUAAAACAAGUAUGUAUUUUAAAUCAAAAACAUGGCUGUGUAUCAGUAUGCAAAGUGGUAUGGGAGCAACUUAGAGACUGAGAGAAUGAAGCUGGUAGCACAAGCUUUUAUUUUGACUCCUUUUCAAAUGAGGACAGUUCGCUUUGGACUAGAUAAACUUUGUAAUGAUAAUGUUAGACAAGAUUUGUCAUAUGUACAUUUUCUCCUUGUAGUAUUUAAAAAGCACAAUAAUGUUGAGGAAAUAAAUAAAUCAAGCUUCAUAAUGUAACACCUCGAUGUGCCUUUAAAAUGGGAGAUAGGUAAUAGAAUUUGCCCUGAUGAUUUUCUUGGUUGCCCAGUACCUGUUUAAUGUCAUACAUGUCUAUUGGGUUGUUAAGAUAACUGUAUGAUAAUCUUUAAUUUGUUUUUUGUUUAAAUUUAGAGAGCCGAGAAAGUCAUCAGUUUUAAACUAGGUGGUAUUUUAGUGGGAUGCGGUUUGGGAUAGAAUGUCUCUAAGUGCUCUUCCACACAGCCAUGUAACCCAGAAUAUCAAGGCAGAUAAUUCACAAUAUCUGCUUUGAACUGGAUUAUCUGAGUCCACACUGCCAUAUAAUCCAGUUCAAUGUGGAUUUUAUACAGCUGCAUUUGAGAUAAUCUUGAAAUCUCUUAUAUCAAGGAUUCCCUUCUCAGAUCUCAAAGCUUUUUCUUACAUGUGCCUUCUUGAAUAAAGAGUCCACGAAAGACCGCUUUCAGCGUGUCCCAAAGGAAAGAUUCUGAGGUAGAUGGCUUUUUAUUCUGGUGCAACAGUUUAAUGGUUUUCUUUAUAUGCGGUAUCUGUCAGGAGUGUUGGGUUAAACUUCCAGAUUUUAAUGAUUUUGUCAGUUCUUUGAUACUAAGCCUGGUCAGCCCUGGUUCAUACUUGGAUGGGAGACCAGCAACAAAGACUAGGCUAUAUGUUUCAGAGGAAAAAACUGGGGUCUCUAGGCAAGGGUUAUUCAGGAGAGGUUUGUCACUGCCUGCUUCUUAGGCAGAGAGGAUACGAUGUGCCCAAGGCCACUCAUUGAGUUUCCAUGACUGAGUGGGGAUUUGAACCCUGGAUCUCUAUCACUUUAACCACCCCAUCACAUUAACAUGCACACCAUAGCCUCCCAUGCUGUGCAUGGUUGCCAAGCCAUUGCUUCAUAGAAUAAGAACAAUGUUCAAUUCUUGGCUGUAUGUUUUAGUUCUAUCAAUUGGCAAUAUGGAUGAUAGACUUCUACUGAAUGAAGCUCUGACACGACAUCAUGAAGUUUGCUUCCUCCUCUAAUCUGGCUCUGGGCAGGUUGGUUGGGAAAAUCUUUUGAAACCAAUAGAUCCAAGUCAAGUUUAUAGUCAAAUUACUGCCUUAGUUUUGAAACAGGCUGCCAGAAAAUACUUUGAGAUGCUAAAUUGAGUCCCCAAGUAAUUGAGACAGAAUUUGGCAUUGUUUGCUCUCCCAAAAGAUCUCAUCAGGGCAUAUUAAGACUUCUUGGCUAAUUAUGCUACUGUCACUGUUUGUUUUAAUGCAUUGUCUUUAAUGAACCUCCUAUUGUGUUCUGUUGCUUAGCCAGAUAAACAAUUUAAAGCUCAGCAGAAGUGUUUGGAUUUUGGUGGAUUUAGUUCUGUUGACCAGCCAAUGGGACUAAGACUAGAAAUAGGAAGUAGAGACUGUGUGAAGAAAUUGCUCUUCUCCAAAAAUAGUUUGAAUGUUUUGGGUUCGGAAAAAGCUAUUUUCAUAGCUUGUGCACUAAAGCAGCUGGAUGUUAUUAGUUGAGUAAAAUUUUAAUAUUGAUAGAAAAAUCUUAAAACAAAUUCCUGCAGCAGUGAUUAGUAGAUAGCAGCCUGUGGGCUAGAUUCGUCCAUGUGAGGAGUACCCAUCCAGUGCCACGUUCCUAUGCCGGCUCAUAAGCAUGGAUCUUACGUUGGGGAAGCAAGGCUGUUGUGGUCAUGCCCUUUCGUCUGUGAGUUGUGAUUAACAUUAUCCUGGCAUUUAUCUGAGUUGCUUAGAUUUUUCAACAGUCCUGUGCAAAACUGUCUCAGCUAGGAUCUUACAUCGUUGUGUUCUUAAGUGUUAUCUAUAACUACUAGUUUUUGUUCCAGUAUAUUCCAAGUUCCCUUGUUGUUGCUUUCCCAGAUCCAUUGUUGGAUUUUAAGAGGAGCACAGUGUUUUGUUUAAGCCACCAAAUGUCCCCCUUUCUUUGCUAUCUCCAUAUUUUUAAAUAGCAUCAUGAAAUCAACCAAUUUUAAUAGCUGUAUUACUACUCCUAGAAUUCCAGGUAUUGGAAAGAAUUAAAUAUUUUUGUGUAGUUCAUGGUCAGUGGUUGAACAAUAGUAGAGUCAGUGGAGCUAUUAGGAAAACUUGCCAAAAUACCCUUCAUAAGAAUACAGUUCUAACCUGCUAAAGUGGUUGCUAAAGUAGUGAUACCUUUUGGCACCCGGAUAACCACAUUUUUAAACUUUGUUUUAACUGAAAACAAAGACACUAUGUGGUUUAUUUUCUUCCCAAAUUCCCCCAAAAGAUUUUAUAUUUGGUGAACGGAACAUAUUCUUGACAAAAUACUAAGUACAUUGUCUUUUGAUGUUAUGGUUGUCCAGUUUUAGUCUGUGGCUCAUUCUUUAAAAGAGAGUACAUUAAAAGAGUAAUUUCUCAUCUAAGAGUCAGGUAGAAACUGGGAAGGAGAGGCUCAUAACAAUUUUCCACAGUUUUACAAAUAUAGGGCAAGCUGCAUGCAGCAAAGUGGGCAAUCUUGAGUAAGAAUGAAAGCGAAAAAAGAAUUGUUUGAAACUUGGUGUAUAUGCUUCAGAAUCUUGGCCUGGUUUAAUGUUUGAUAAUUAGACCUGACCAUCUUAGUAUUGUGUAUUUGAUAUUUGAGCAUGGGAAUUCAGAGCAUUAUUGAUUUCACCUCUUUUAAAUUUCAGCAGCUUCCCAAGAGACAGAGUGAGUUAGUAAGGAUGCAAAAUAUACCCUUCGCAGGUGUUACAGUCGAGUGAAGGAACAUGGUGUUGGGAAAAGGAAAAGCAGUUACACAUUUGAACAGUUGGAGCAGGUGUUUGGUCAAGGAGGAUGGGAUUCUCAACCUUGCCAACCAGUGCUUAUCAACAGUAGUGGCCUAUACCAAGAGCUUGAGUCAGAUGGCAGUACAAUGGAGGAGUACUCACAGGAUGAAUGGGGGAACCAUAGUCAGGAGCUUCAUUGCUACCAGUCAGGAGACCAAGAAUUGGAUGAGAUCCCUACUAUGAAAAAAUCAUUGAAGAUAAAGCAAGAAUCUUCUGAAGAAUCACAGAAGCGUGAUAUGAUGCAGAAUAUUGUACAGAUCUUGGAAUCCGUCCAGUUAAAGUGGGAACUGUUUCAGAGCUGGACAGACUUCUCUAGGCUCCAUCUUUCUAACAAACUGGCCAUAUUUGGCAUUGGCUAUAAUACACGGUGGAAAGAGGAGAUUCGAUACCACUAUGCUGAGAUCAGUUCCCAAGUUCCCCUUGGCAAACGUCUCCGGGAAUAUUUCAACUCAGAGAAGCCAGAGGGCAGAGUAAUCAUGACCAGGGUACAGAAAAUGAACUGGAAGAAUGUUUACUAUAAAUUCCUAGAGAUCACUAUUAGCGAGGCCCGGUGCCUGGAGCUUCACAUGGAAAUUGACUGGAUACCUAUUGCUCAUUCCAAGCCAACAGGUGGGAAUAUUGUCCAGUAUUUAUUACCUGGUGGCAUUCCAAAAAGCCCUGGUCUGUAUGCCAUUGGAUAUGAAGACUGUCAUGAGAAACCACAGUCUCCUGUCCAUGAAGUCAUCACUCAAGACCCUGAAAACGAGACUCUGGGGGAAGUGGAAAUGCCCUUGACACAAACCUCCCUCAAAGUGGAGAUGCAAUCUACGCGAAUCAUAUAUUGUUACCUUGGCAUUGCUGAGGUUAGGACUCUCCAGCAGUGCUUGUUCUUACACUUUCAGGCAAAUACCAAAACCUUCAGCAAAGAGUGGGUUGGGAUCAAUGGAUUUUUAUCUCAGAACUGCAUUGUAGACCCAGGGAUUUCUCCCAAGUCCAUCUACAUCAAAUUCGUGGAAGUGGAAAGGGACUUCCUUUCUGCAGGCUCAUUGGUAGAGUGCCUGGAAAAAGCCAUUGGGUACCCCUUGAAAUUUAACAACUGAGUUUCAUCCUUCAUAAGGAUCAGGGCUUUGACUCCUGUGUGGCAUUUGGGAUGAAAUAAGCCUUUGUAAAAGAACGUGAACAACAACAAAAUCAUACUUGGAGGCGAUUUUACAAAAAGUGUUUCCCAAGUCUGUAAAAUAUACAGCUUAUUUGCUUGGGCCAAUCAGCGGGUUUUGUAAAGCAAAGACUUUGAAAGGGAGCCUUGUAAAUAUAGUGACUGUUGGUACAUUCCACAUCGGACAAGCAUACACUUUACGUUUCAUACAAAAAACUGUUUUCCACAAUGUCUCAUUUUUACACAUCUGUCUCUAUAUGUGUUAUUACGAUUAUGUAAUAAAUAAGCAAUAGAUCAUGGCAGGUUUAAAAUUGGAGUCACACGAGACUGCUUUUCAGUGCCACUUUUAACCUCUCUUGUAUAUAAGUUAGCAUUUCACACUUUUUCAACCAUCAAGUGUUUUUUACUAUUUCCAACCAGUGUUGCCUGCAAAAUACCUUAUGCUUCUGUGAUAUAUCCCACUUUCCUAGUAGUGUUGCCAUAUCAACUUUAUUUUUGUUUUGUUGGUUUUUUUGUUACAUUAAAGUAAUUCUGGUCUUUUUUUUUUUUUUACAAAAAAGGUCAUCCUUUUUGUGUGGCAGUGAAAGUAACUCAACCACUGGGAAAUGUUUAGUCAAACCAUGCUUUUUAUUACAUGCAAUCAAAGCUGUGAGAAAGGGGUGGGACAGGGUGGGAAUGGGAAAGUUGUGGGAUCCGGGUUACUAAGCAUUUUUAAUGCCGCGUCAAAAUGUCACUAUAUAAACCCCAUUAUGCUGCUGGCAAGUUCCAGAUUUUUUUACAUUUCUUUUUUUAAAAAACUUCAUUGAUCCGUGGAAGUUGUGACAUAACAAUGAAUGUGUCAGUCCAAAUAAAAGCAAGCAAAUCUGUC
Molecule: messenger RNA, 8027 nt
Organism: Anolis carolinensis (green anole)
Lineage: Eukaryota; Metazoa; Chordata; Lepidosauria; Squamata; Anolidae
Gene: msantd2
Product: Myb/SANT DNA binding domain containing 2
Exons: 4
Coding region: 6111-7103 (330 amino acids)
Source: RefSeq, a predicted model, not a curated record